GGGAGAGAACAUCCUCCGCGGUGCCAGUCCACCUGAACGCGGUCGGGAGCGAGCCAUGCCGUCGAGCGCAGCGCCAGAGCUAACGGCGUCGACCCAUCGCCAGUCGGCGUCGGGACGUCCUCGCGAGGCCUAGCCCCCCUCCGGUGCUGGUCGAGGGGCAUGCUGUGGCCCGGGAAGGCUGGCGGCCGCGGCGCGCGCACCCUGGAUGUCCCAUUAUGAAUUGUGUGACCUGGCGCUGGGGCAUCAGGGGAUGAUGCCCCUCGAAGCUCCCACAGGUCACGCGAACCAAGACUGAUCUUCGCCUCUCGGACCACGUGCACAAAAGACACCCGUGGCACCUCCCACCGAACGCAGGGGAGGUGACUCGAAGACUCGGUUGCCCAACAUAACAUCGUUCGCACGACACGAGUCAGUGGCGCGGACUCGCCGUGACAGGCGAGACACCUUCGUCCCUCUUCCCUUGCUGACGCUGACGGACUCGCCUUGAGAAAUGAGGUAGGUUAGGAAAUGUUGGCAUCACUGACUAUUUUAGAAGGCUGGUCGCGCCUGCCAAGUGUUACAGUUUUGAGCACGUGCGCUGACAAGUGUUUUCAACGCGCGUCCGAGCGGGGCCGGGCAUGAUUUAGGUUGGCGUUGAAAAUGUUUCAUUCCUUUAGUUAUGAGGUCCUUGAGUGAGAUGUGACGUGAUUGAGGGUUUGAGUAGUGGUGUGCGUGGCAUGGACGUGUUUUGAGUGGCUGCUGAGUGUAAUCAGUGGGCUCACCACGAAGGUGAACCACAGGACGAGGGCCGUACUCCCUGACGCGGCCCACCGCAAGCCACCGUCAUGCUGGACAUAUUCCGCGGGUUGAAGAACUUGAUCAAGGUCAGCCACAUUCACAUCGACUCACCGGUGUUCCGCCUGCACUACAGCGUCACUGUGCUCAUCCUGAUCGCGUUUAGCCUGAUUGUGACGACGCGCCAAUACGUUGGGAACCCCAUCGAUUGUAUCCACACCAAGGACAUCCCCGAGGACGUUCUCAACACCUUCUGCUGGAUCCACUCCACCUACACCAUGAAGUCGGCCUUCAAGAAGAAGGUGGGGGUGGAGGUGCCCUACCUGGGCGUCGACAACUCCAAGGGCCAGCUGGGGGACCGCAAGUGCUACAAGUACUACCAGUGGGUGUGCUUUUGCCUCUUCUUUCAGGCCAUCCUGUUCUACACGCCACGCUGGCUGUGGAAGAACUGGGAGGGCGGGAAGAUACAGGCGCUCAUGAUGGACCUCGACGUGGGCAUCUGCUCUGAGGUGGAGAAGAAGCAGAAGAAGAAGCUGCUGCUCGACUACCUGUGGGAUAACCUCAAGUACCACAACUGGUGGGCGUACCGCUACUACCUGUGCGAGCUGUUGGCACUCGCCAACGUCGUGGGCCAGAUGUUCCUGAUGAACCGCUUCUUCGACGGCGAGUUCCUGACCUUUGGAAUCGAUGUGAUCUCGUUCAUGGAGGAUGAUGACGAGAAUCGUGUGGACCCCAUGAUCUACAUCUUCCCGCGCAUGACCAAAUGCACUUUCUACAAGUACGGCGUCUCGGGCGAGGUGGAGCGCCACGACGCCGUAUGCAUCCUGCCGCUGAACGUCGUCAACGAGAAGAUCUACGUGUUCCUGUGGUUCUGGUUCCUUGUGCUGUUUGUGCUGACGGCGGGCUGCGUCGCGUACCGUGCCGUCAUCAUCCUCAGCCCACGCAUCCGGGUCUACCUGCUACGCAUCCGCUUCCGCCUCAUCCGCAGGGAUGCAGUCGAGGUGAUCGUGUGCAAGUCCAAGAUGGGUGACUUUCUGCUCAUCUACAUGCUGGGCGAGAAUGUGGACUCGCUCAUUUUCCGGGACGUGAUGCACGAGUUGGCCGCCAGGCUGGGCCACCGGCAUCACUUGCACAUGCACCCGCCCAGCCUGGGUGGCGGCAAGGAGAUCCAGGAGGCGUAGCUCCAUCCAGCCUGGGCGGCGACAAGGAGAUCCAAGAGGCAUAGUCCCGCCUAGCCUGGGUGGUGACAAGGAGAUCCAGGUGGCGUAGUCCCGCCCAGCCUGGGCGGCGACAAGGAGAUUCCGGUGGCGUAGUCCCACCUAGCCUGGGCGGCAACAAGGAGAUCCAGGUGGCGUAGUCCCGCCCAGCCUGGGUGGUGACAAGGAUAUCCAGGUGGCGUAGUCCCGCCCAGCCUGGGUGGUGACAAGGAGAUCCAGGUGGCGUAGUCCCGCCCAGCCUGGGCGGCGACAAGGAGAUUCCGGUGGCGUAGUCCCACCUAGCCUGGGCGGCAACAAGGAGAUCCAGGUGGCGUAGUCCCGCCCAGCCUGGGCGGUGACAAGGAGAUCCAGGAGGCAAGUUGUAGCUUACAGGAGGAAAGACAAGCGAAUGCAUAAUAGAGAAGCGAAGAUGCCGUGUCCAGUAGUAGAGAAGGGAGAGGAAGAUGUUUUAAAGGGAUGGGUCGCAGCGAGUGCCUUCUUGGUAAAGGAUAAUGAAGUAGGCUGCGAUAAGUAUGAAGUGUAGAACUUUGUAGAGGAGAAACAAAGUUGCAUUUCACGGUGGAUGAUGAGGAGUGAAAGGCUAAGAAGUGUAAGGGGAAAUCUUGGUGGGUGAUUUAAAUGCAUAGAGUGCGUAAAAAGACAAACUAAGGUAGAUAAAUUGCAUCUUAGCGAAAAUGAGGUGGAGUGGUAAUGAAGUUUAAAGAGAAAAGAAGAUGAUACGUUUAGAAGAAAGUCAAUAAUGAGCCCAGAGAAGAAACAGCAGUUAAGUGCCUUGUGAUAAGUUGAAGGUAGAGAAAUUUUGUCCAUUGAAAAGAGGCAUAUAGUUCUGACUGAAUUGUGUAGGGGUAAAAUGUUGAGCAGGACAUUGGUUGCAUGAACUGGAAUUAGCUGUGAUUCAUACACACUGCCGAACCCAAUUGGAAGUAAUACAGGCGACACUGGCUCCACGGGGCAUAACAUUCCCUGACUAAGCACGCUGUGAGGGAACAUGUCGCCGUCUUCGAAUAAAAACCUCCAGGAAUCACGGUCUUCGACUGAAGGCUAAUUUCAGUGAUAUAUUAAAUAUAAUAUUUUAAAGAUUUAAGAUACUUAAUGAUUACUGGUUAAGAAAUUCUUAGAUUCUUGUUGCAUGAAAAUGCAGCUUAGUAUAUAUGACUUCGUUUUUGGUAGGCAAGCAUUUAUACAAUACGCUUGUUAUAUUUGACUUCGUGCCAAGUUAUAUAAAUGUUUUAUAUACUGAUUUGAAUUUUCCAAUAAUUGUUCACCGUGUUGUACUUCAAAAUAUAUUUGUUUUUAUGUCAUGUCAUCAGAGCAUUGAAUAUAUGUAUUUAUUCCAAAAUGGGUAUAACACACAUAAAUACGUUGAAAUACAUUGAUUAUGAUGAUUUUUUAUUUAUAUUCUUAUGUAGAUACAACUUUAAACUAGUACCCAUUAUCAAACUUCUCUUCUGUUCCCAGAAACUUAAAAUAUCUUUACCACGAUAUUCUGUCUCUUCUCUCCUUUUCAUUCGCCAAAAUAGCUCCAUAAUUGCACACUUCAUUCCAAAUAAUUCGUACUGAAUUCAUUAAACUGAAUCCAUGAGUCAUACAAAGAAACAAUUUAAAUACAGGAAUGCAGUUUCAGUUACGACAGAAGGAACGUGCAAAUACGAAGCAUGAACUUAUGUUACACGGCCCUACCACUUUUCUUAUAGGUAAUGAAUUUUACUCCAAACGUAUUCCUACAGAAUAUUUAUCUCCAACGGUUUCUCGUUUUGAAGGCCCUGAGUAAGGGUUGUAAUGAAAUAAGAAUUUUUUUGUCUUAAAAAUAUUUGAUUGUUUAGUGCUGAAGAGCCUUAUAGCAACGAAGAACCCUCUGAAUUAAUAAAAUAGUGAAAUUUUUAGGAAGUUAACAUAGUGAGUAUUUCAAUUAUUUUAAUACUAUUUACUUAGUUUAAGGUAUUUAUUUCCGGGUAAGACAUUUGUUGGACAAAGAGUAGCCUUACGUUUACUAUGCACCUAAAAUUCUAAAGUUACAAUGCAUUGAUUUCAGGGAGCUAAAAAAAUUAAGUUUUAGUUGUUGAAUAUGCUAAACCUGUAUACCCUAAACGGUUUCCUAGAUAACAUUACCGCACCCAAACCCUUAGACAUGACACGGUCAGUCCUUUAAUUUUAGGGUACGAAUUUUGUUGUCCUAUCUUUGACCAAUCUGUUGCCCAAAAUUCUGCGCAUACGCAUAUAUCAUUUUGUUUGGUGAUUUAUUUUAUAUGGCGGACCCGUGUCUGACGCCAUUAGCUCGUAUAUAUUCUCCUUCGUGAACAUCGGGAGACGUACAAGCGUGUUGGUGUACCAAAUGAAACUUUAUGAUAGCGAAACUAUCCUAUACACUUAUUGCAAGCUCGGAGGAUAUGUUCUGGAUGUUAAGUCGUUGAGAGGGCGCCACCGAAUGAGAAGGGCAUACUGACCCAGGCCGAGACUCCUCCCAGUGGGGGACGCCUCCCGUGUGUGGACGAGAUUCAACCCUCCUUGCCAACCUGAAAUUACACAGACCUGGCCCGCUCUCGGAGUCUGGCACGCCUGCACAGGUGGUCGAUGAAGCUGGCUCUUCAGGCGACCAGCACGCCUUAGACUUACUGCUGGGCGACACAUGGCCAGAGAACAACACGGUUUCCCAAGCACGUAUACAGUUCCACACUUGGUUAUUACGCGCCCUCGUGCACCCCGUGGCACGUACCGGUAGGCGUAUAAGUAAGAUGCAGUCCACCCUCGUGGACAAUCAGAGAUUGUCGUAGGUCAUACCGACCGAGGCAAGCCCCGAUGACAUGCGGAGAGCGUUUGGGAAUUGUUGAGUCGAGAAGACAGAAGUAAUGAUCAGUGAUGCAAUAAGACUAAGUCUCACCUCGGCCGGCGGUGAUGAGAGACUGACCGGUAAGAACGGGCCCUCCUAGGUAUCUGCGCCGAACAAGUGAAACAGUUAUAUUGGUUUUAAAUCGUGCCACAGGUUGUUCGAAAGGAAAACAUUAAAAAAAAAAACUCGUGCAAAAUAUGGGCACGUCUUUCCACGCCCUGGUUACUUAAAUAAAAACAUUAAACUAAAUUUCAGCAUUCAAAUUGUCCCGGCUUCGGCCACACUCGGGUCCGCUUCGGGAGCGUUCGGCACCGACUUUGUUCAAGUUAUAUCGAUUACUGAAAACAUAUAUAAAAAUAAUACGUUUCGUCAGUUUGCUGAAUAUAUACAAUAUGGGAUCAAAAGAAAAAUAUAAAGGGUUACAAUACGUUUCAUCGCACUGAGGGCACUCCUCCCUAUUGCGGUGGUUCGUGUCGCACCGUUCAAACACUCGCACGUCAACACACAGCUGCGUUGCAGUGCCGGGUGUGGGGGGAGAAGGAAGUUGAGUCGUACCAAGCUCAUGGGGCGAAGUCCCGGUCGACGUCACACUUGUACAUUAUGUACACUUUAAUGUUUACAACAAGAAAUAAUUGCAAGCUAAAAAGUACUCGAGGUUAAUUAGAAUAACAGCUUUGAAUUCCAUAGUUUCUUCUAUGUUACCGCCUUAUCUCCACAGCAGAGUUUGUAAAUUACAAGGUACACUGAAACAAGAGUGCGCUUAAUAGCAAGUUAAAAACACGACAGCGACGAACUUUUUUCCGAGCUUUAUAUGAGAUAUAAUUGCAUCAUGAACACGAGAGAUAUAGAUCAUGUAAAAUAAAUUAAAUAUAUUGUGUUUGAUUAAUAGCUAUAGUAAUGCAUAUCUCAGUCCAACGUGUAGCCUGAUUGUUACUUCUAAAUAUAUAUAACUCAAAGGUUACUGACUGACUGACAUCGUGAUCUAUCAACGCACAGCCCAAACCACUGGACGGAUCGGGAUGAAAUUUGGCAUGCAGGUAGAUGUUAUGACGUAGGCAUCCGCUAAGAAAGGAUUUUGAUUAAUUCUACCCCCAAGGGGAUAAAAUACCACUCACUGACUCACUCAUCACGAUAUCUCUAAAACUAUACACCCGAUUGACUUGAAAUUUAGCAUAGUUACUCACUUUGUGAUGUAGACGCUCACUAAGAACGGAUUCUGCGGAAAUCCGAUCCCAAGGGGAGUUUCGGGGGCGUAGUAUAUCAAAAUUUCCAGUUUUUGGUAGGAAAUCACCAUGGCAACGGCUGUUGCUUUGUUGAUGCUUCAUUCGUCUCUAUGGCAACGACUAUUUCAUUGUUAGUGCAGUCCUCAUCACCGUUGAUAUUUUGGCGGGUACUUUAAAUAUCUAAAAUUGCCCUUUUUUCAAGUCUUAUAUAUAUUUUACAGACUUGAAACUUCACAGUAAUGUACCUUUUGUUACGCAGGAUGACAUUUUCCGAAAAUUAGAUCCCAUGGGUGGUUAAAACCAGGCAACAGUGGGUACUUUGUCUGCAUGAGAACAGGAUUUUGCAUUGUUCAUGCCUUCUGCGUCUCCAUGGCAACGGGCAUCGCGCGGCAGUGGCGUACCCACAAGGAGGGGCAUGUAUAAUGAGCGGCGCAAGAGUGAUCUGCCUGUAGACUGCCGUAGCGAAGUACGGGUACAUCAGUUGUACGUUGCGUGCACGAGUCGGGAAACCAUCGGUGCUAUUCAUUUUCUCUCCGGUACAUUAUACAGCAUUGUAAUGAAUUUUCACUGAUUUUUUUAAAUUUACCAUUACUGUAAAUGGGAGAUGUGGCUUAAUUUUUUUCCAUUAGUAUAGCGGUGCGAAGCCGGGUCGGGCAGCUAGUUGCACAUAAAAUUGAAAGCUACAGUGCACUGAUUUCAAACAGGGAGUCUAAAUAACCACCAGAUUGAUACUAUGGACUUUAGGGAUGACUUAUUGAAUUUUAACGAACUCGGUCUUGUCUGAAGCAUGACUGAACUCUAUGAAGAACUUAAUUCCCAACGCAGCCAUCUUUCACUCUUCGGUGAUAAUUUGACAUUGCGUUCUCGUCGAUAUCAGUAAUAGUUUCAUAAAUGUUGAACUUGGCAUGGAUCUCGACAUAUCUAAAACCUCAAAAUGUCAUCAUUAAAAUUAUCUGAAAAUUUCAUAUACUGGUUAUAAACAUUUGUAGAACUUUUCAAAACAACCCCAUUCGUUUAAUUGAACUAAAACUUUUUUUAAAAAUAUGAAUGAUAACCAAAUCACAAAUUUUGUGUUGGCCUUAUGAUCAAAAUCGACGCAUUUGGCCUUGAAGAUGUGACAUUCGGCAUGUAAGCUCGAGUAGUGUUCCUUCACAUGCCUCCCUCAACAUGUGGAACCAAAUUAUAUAACAAUAUCGCCAUGUCUGCACGUAGCGCAGCUCCAGUUUCAAACAGUGAAUUCUAACUUUGGAGAUAAGCUCGUUCCAUUUGUUAUUUUAAUCACAGUGAUGCACAGUAACUUAACAUAAUUGUGGUUUGCCUACUGCAGCAGACAGUGAUGUUUUUAAUAGUAGUGGUAGCUCUCAUAACUCACACAGAAAAAUAAAAAUAAAAA
Messenger RNA from Bacillus rossius redtenbacheri, 7434 nucleotides. RefSeq names its product innexin shaking-B (gene shakB). Gene Ontology annotation, molecular function: gap junction channel activity. Lineage: Eukaryota; Metazoa; Arthropoda; Insecta; Phasmatodea; Bacillidae. The transcript is spliced from 3 exons. Gene Ontology annotation, cellular component: plasma membrane; gap junction. The coding region runs from base 825 to 1955 and encodes 376 amino acids. The record is from RefSeq and is a predicted model, not a curated record.